GUAGUCCGUAGUCAUUACUACUAAUCUACUAUCGUUAGCUUUGUUUUUGUGGAUAUUAAGAAGAUAUGGAGUAAUGCAAUAUAGAGUACUCUGCUUUUUAUGCCAGGACAUAUUCAUACCAGGAAAUAUUUGUAAUGUAUUACUAGCGACGUGUACCCCAAUUGCAUGAGCAUAUGUCGUCGUUUCGGUUCUGAAACGAUUAACCCAUCGACCUCAUGGCAAAGCAUGAGCUCGGUUGAAGAGAUAUUUAAGGAUUCAUAAAGCAGGACUGCUUUAGCUUAAAUGUGACUUACAAAGUUCAAUAAAUAUUAACACCGAUUUCCUGGAGAAAACUCCGUUUUUAUCAUUAUGUCUUUUGAACAAGACGAGGACGACCAAUACGGUCAGAGUUAUGAUGAACAGAAGGAGUUUCUGUUUGACCGUGAUGGUGGUCUUAACCAAGAUGACGAGAAGCCGAGGAUUAUUCUCAUGGGACUGAGAAGGAGUGGCAAGUCGUCGAUAGAGAAGGUCGUAUUUCAUAAGAUGUCGCCCAAUGAGACUUUAUUCCUCGAGGGUACAAAUAAAUCUAUAAAAGAAGAAGUGUCGAACUCCUCUUUUGUCCAGUUCCAAAUUUGGGACUUUCCAGGACAGAUUGACCUGUUUGAUUCGAGUUCGGACUUCGAAGCGAUCUUCGGGGCCUGCGGAGCAUUAGUUUUUGUCAUAGAUGCCCAAGAUGAUUAUAUGGAUGCUCUGAAUAAAUUAAACACCACUGUAACCAAGGCUUAUAAAAUCAAUCCGAACAUACGCUUUGAGACGUUUAUACACAAAGUCGACGGUCUGACUGAAGACAACAAGAUGGAAACACAGAGAGAUAUCCAUCAGCGUGCUAACGAUGAUCUCUCUGACUCAGGUUUUGACAAUAUAAAUUUAAGCUUUCAUCUCACUUCAAUCUAUGACCAUAGUAUUUUUGAAGCUUUUUCUAAGGUUGUGCAAAAGCUUAUACCUCAACUUCCUACAUUAGAAAAUCUGCUCAAUAUAUUUAUCUCUAAUUCUGGUAUAGAAAAAGCUUUUCUGUUUGAUGUAGUUUCUAAGAUUUACGUAGCAACAGACUGUUCUCCAGUCGACAUGCAAAGUUAUGAACUGUGCUGUGAUAUGAUAGAUGUAGUCAUAGAUUUGUCUGGUAUUUAUGGCAUGAAAGAAGAUAUUGAAAACGAAGCAUUUGACGAUAAAAGCUCAAGUCUGAUUAAAUUAAACAACGGAACAAUCCUUUACUUACGUGAGGUCAAUAAGUUUCUCGCCCUUGUGUGCAUACUUAGGGAGGACAAUUUUGAAAAACAAGGUGUAAUCGAUUACAAUUUCCUUUGUUUCCGAGAAGCAAUUCAACAAAUAAUCCAAGUUCGGGAUAAGAUGGCAGAUACAGUAGAUGUAAAUAAUGAACUAUUGAAUAAUUCAGUUGAAUCGUAGUCUACGUUUAUUUUGUAAAAUACAUUAUUAAUGUUCCAUAAAAGUAUAAACGACAAACUAUCAGGUUGCAAUAAAAUGGUGGGAAUUGCCACAGAAUUUUAAUUUUUGUAAUUUGUUUCAUAUUUAAAGGACUUAAUAAUUAAAAUAUUAUUUUUUGAUAUUAUUUUU
Messenger RNA from Cimex lectularius (bed bug), 1611 nucleotides. RefSeq names its product ras-related GTP-binding protein C (gene RagC-D). Gene Ontology annotation, molecular function: GTPase activity; GTP binding. The transcript is spliced from 9 exons. Lineage: Eukaryota; Metazoa; Arthropoda; Insecta; Hemiptera; Cimicidae. Gene Ontology annotation, biological process: cellular response to amino acid stimulus; cellular response to starvation; positive regulation of TOR signaling. The record is from RefSeq and is a predicted model, not a curated record. Gene Ontology annotation, cellular component: lysosome; Gtr1-Gtr2 GTPase complex; nucleus. The coding region runs from base 349 to 1443 and encodes 364 amino acids.